Messenger RNA from Oryza brachyantha (malo sina), 2067 nucleotides. RefSeq names its product inositol phosphorylceramide glucuronosyltransferase 1-like. NCBI's taxonomy places the organism in Eukaryota, Viridiplantae, Streptophyta, Magnoliopsida, Poales, Poaceae. The coding region runs from base 204 to 1823 and encodes 539 amino acids. The transcript is spliced from 10 exons. The record is from RefSeq and is a predicted model, not a curated record. Gene Ontology annotation, molecular function: glycosyltransferase activity.
GUUGGAGUAUUUGACCGAGCAAGCUGAUCUCCACGGCGGGCGGGCGGGCGAGCUCGCCGUCCUCGUAGGCAUCGAAAUCCGGCCUGGUCUGGCCUGAGUUGGGCGGCUGAGCCUCGUCUUCGUCCGCUGCGCGGCGCGCGUGAGAGGCUGAGAGAUCAGGGAUCCCGUCCGGGCGCGUCGGGAGUUGUGCGUGGGUUCCCCCGAUGGGGUCGCGGCCCAGGCUGGCCCUCGUGGCCGCCCUCGCCGCGGCGGCGCUGCUCGCCGGGGUGGCGGCGGCGGCGACGGAGGAGGCCUACGUCACGCUGCUGUACGGGGACGAGUUCGUCCUCGGCGUGCGCGUCCUGGGCAAGUCCAUCCGCGACACGGGCACGCGCCGGGACUUGGUCGUGCUCGUCUCCGACGGCGUCUCUGACUACUCGCGGAAGCUCCUCCAGGCUGAUGGUUGGAUCGUGAAACAUAUAACUUUACUAGCCAAUCCUAAUCAAGUGAGGCCAAAGAGGUUUUGGGGUGUCUAUACCAAGCUUAAGAUAUUCAACAUGACAAGCUACAGAAAAGUUGUUUAUCUUGAUGCCGAUACUGUGGUUGUAAAAAGUAUUGAGGAUCUUUUCAAGUGUGGGAAGUUCUGUGGCAAUCUGAAGCAUUCUGAAAGAAUGAAUUCUGGAGUGAUGGUUGUAGAGCCAUCUGAAACUGUUUUCAAGGAUAUGAUGCGCCAAAUAGACAGUUUACCUUCUUACACUGGAGGUGACCAAGGCUUUCUGAAUUCAUAUUAUGCUGAUUUCGCCAACUCACAUGUUUAUGAGCCAGACAAUCCUUCUACACCUGAACCUGAGACUCAACGGCUUUCUACCUUGUAUAAUGCUGAUGUUGGUCUUUACAUGCUAGCCAAUAAGUGGAUGGUUGAUGAAAAAGAACUUAGAGUCAUUCAUUACACACUGGGUCCCCUUAAACCAUGGGACUGGUGGACAGCCUGGCUUGUUAAACCUGUAGGAGUGUGGCAGGAUGUUAGGCAAACACUUGAAGAGUCUCUCCCAGGAACUGGUGGGGGUAGAAACCCUCAUGACCAGCUGGUGGUUAAAGUUCUGUUCAUCCUUCCUGUUCUACUGCUGUUAUUUGGUUAUUACCAAUCAUGUUUUCAGACUAACAAGGACCUGUUAAGUAUAAGAUCUCUGUGUGCAUUUGCCAGAAGAGCUCGCUACAAAUACAAGUCUGAUGAGGCACUUCCAUCCUAUUCUGCUGCUGGUGUUUCCUCAUCUGCAUUUGCCAAUUCAGAUCAAAGAUUAUCACAUGGGACGCACUCAAGGUUACCUUCUUAUUUUGGGGCAAUUGCUGUGCUAGCCAGUUUUGUGUCUGCUGGUGUCUCUCUUGCAUUUGCUUUCACUAUCAUCCCACAGCAGAUUAUGCCAUGGACAGGUUUGCUACUGAUGUUCGAGUGGACCUUUGUGUCAUUCUUCUUAUUAUUUGGAAGUUAUCUCCGCUUUGUAUAUCGAUGGGGAAUUCUUUGUGCAAAUCAUGUGGGAUAUAGCCGCUUGGAUUCGUCAGAAAAUCACAUGAUCACAGGCCGGCACCACAAUACGUCUGAAUGUGACAUAGACGCAACAUUUUACUGGAUAGUGAUGGCAAUUAUAGCUAUUGUCACUGUAUUGUCACCAACUCUCUUGGGUGUGACUGCGCUAUUUGCUAAGCUAGGCUUGAUGGUUGCUGGUGGUGUUGUGCUAGCAUCUUUUAUGACAUACUCUUCAGAGCAUCUUGCUAUCUCAGCUUUCUACAAAGGUCAGAGAGAGAGAAAUGUUUCGAGAACUAGAAGCAUUUGUUUCUUGUUUUAGUCGUUAACUCUGUUACCACGCGAUUGAUUUAGUUCAUGUAUCAUAUGUCCAUCAUCCAUGUUGUAUUCUAUUGUUUUACACAAGAAACGAAUGAUGGUGUACACACAGCGAUUCCAUUUUCUUUCAUGUCAAUCGAGUGUAAAUAGGUUCCGAUGAUGUUCGUCGUCCACAACUGACAUCAAACUGGCAUACCUGCACUGUAAAUCUUGUUGUAUAUAAAGCACUCACUACUAUUUGUUUGCUC